AGCUGCGACUGCCACUUGAACACGAGUCUAUUACAUAAUCACAAAGCAACUGGAGGCUGCAAACGGACAGAGCGUUGACGAGCUGCUUAUUUGAGUUUGGCGCGUCUUCGCCCAACUCUUGCAAUGCCGCUGGCCUCAAUUUAUCAAACGUAGCAAAUUAGAAUUGCUCCAUCGCUGCGCGCAAGUAGCUGGUGUUGACGCUUCAGACGAUGUCCGGCAUGGUUCGGCGCGGUGGCGGAGGAGGGGACAGCGCUGCAGGCAGCAAAUCUAACGGCGCUUGCACAUCGAGCAGUGCAAGCAGCAAUACAGGCUCUGGUGGGUCAGGGGUAGCCAAGGUUCCUCCGCGGCAGCUCUGGUGCCCCGCUGCGCUGCGUGCCGCGGCUGCUGCUCGGGCGGGAAGCUCGGGCGGCGGAGGCAGCUCCAGUUGCAUGCUAGACGCAGAGAACGGCACAAAGGAUGGCAGCAGGAGCGUCGUCGCGCGCGGUGCUGCCAAGGGCUCUGGUGCCACGCUGGGGUAUCCGGCGCCGCGGCGGACAGUGACCCUUUUCGAGGAGGCCCCACUGUAUCUGGACAACUGCCCGCAAUGGCUGAAGUCCCACUCCUUGUGGUCGCCAAGGCUACCCACGCGGCUUGUGGACGUGACCCGCCUAGGUGAGGGCCGGCACGGCAGCGUUGCGCUGGUCACGCAGCGGGGCAGCAGCGGCGCCGGCUCGGGGCAGCAGCGGGCAGUGCUGAAGCAGUUUGUCCGGGACCGCCUGCUGGAGUCGCCUCGCGUGCAUCAGAAGGUGCUGGCCGAGUGGCGUGUGCACAGCAGGCUGACGCACGAGUUCAUCGUGCCGCUGUACGGCGCCGUGGAGGACCGCGGCUACGUCACCUUCCUCAUGGAGGCGCAGCAGGGCGACCUGCUGUGGUACCUGGACGAGCAGGAUUCCGAGGUCAUGGGUGAGGACGAGGGGCGCGCGGUGAUGGCGGACGUGCUGGCCGCACUGUGCUACAUGCAUGAAAAGGGGUAUGUGCACCGGGACAUCAAGCCGGAGAACAUCUUUCUGUCGCCCGGGGCUGGCGGUGGCCCGGGUGCGGCGCGGUGCGGCGCCCGCCGUGGCACCUCACGCGCCACCUCGGGCAGCGUGCACACGACGUGGCGGCUUGGCGACCUGGGCAGUGCGGUGGAGCUGGCGGAGGUGAUGCAGCCGGGCGCGCCCGGGCUGUUCUUGGAGGGCUCGCCGCCGUUCUUGGCACCCGAGUAUGUGGAGCUGUGGAUGGCGCCGUCGGGGCACCGCACGCCGGCGCGGCUGCAGCAGGCAACCUCAUUCAAGCAAGACAUCUGGGCGCUAGGUGCAACUCUGUACGACAUUCUGGUGGGCCACCCGCCCUUCAGCGGCCCCGCCGGCGCUGACCCGCCCAUGUCGGAGCUUGCCGCAGCCAUCAUGUCCGCACCGCCCUGCCCACAUCCGGCGGAGGUGCCGGGGCUGUCGCCCGCGGCCGCGGACUUCAUCUGCUGGACGCUGCAGAAGGAUCCCGCGCUGCGGCCCACCGCCUUUGAGCUGGUGGAGCACCCCUGGCUCAUGGGCGCAAGCGAGAUGCCGACGGCCGCCGCGAUGUCGGUGCAGGCCCAUGCGGCGAAUGUGGUGCUUGCAGACGCCGCGGGCGCUCCGGCUGAGGCUGAGGCCGAGGCGGGUUCAUCGCGGUUGCUGCCGAUGGAUGCGAGUAUGGCGGAGGAGGCCGCGCGCGAGGUCGCUGCGGCGGUGAUUGCGGACCUGUCGCAGUCGGUGGACGCGGCUGGUCUAGCGGCGGCUUCGGCAAAAGCGGUGACGGCGGCGCACGCGGCGGCGGCGGCGGCGGCGGCUGACGCGGGGCCUAGCGACGGUGGCGCACUCAACGCUGAGGCAUCCACACCCCCGCAUUCGCCCAAUGGCAGGCUCCCGCGGAGCAAGUCGUUACGUAAGACGCCGGCGAGUACGAAGAAGUCCCUAUCGGCCCUGGCCACAGCCGCGGCCGCGCUGCUGGCUGUGGCAGAUCCCACAGCAUCAGGCGACAGCCCCAGCAGCAGCCUUGAUGCCGGGAGCUUGCAGGCGCAACCAACGCUCCUGGUGUCAGCGGCGGCGGCGCCGGUUCCGCGCCGCAAGGCCUCGGCGCGCAGAGUGCCGUCCCGCAAGACCGGCGCGGCACCGGAGGCAGUGGAGGGCACGGUCGUCGGCGGCAGGUUGGCGGGCAUUGCCGAAGCGGCUGCGACCGCGCCAGUGGCGAAGCCGCGGGCCAGCCGCAAGGCAUCGGCUGGGGCGGCGGCGCAGGCUGUUGAUGGCACUACAUCCGAGUCUUCAUCACGAACGGCAGAGGCUGCCUCCACAUCGGCAGCAGCUGCGUCCGUGGAGCGCUCGCUCACGCCCAAGCGGCGCGGGCGAAAGCCUGCGUCAGGCUCUCCAGCAGCCACCGGCGGCCCAGCAACGUCGCUUCUCCUGGUGCCGGGGCUGCUCGACCUGUCGCUACUUGACCCUGCUGCUGUGGUUGCUCCCAGCCUGCAGCCGGGGGCUGUGCUGCCCAAGGUGGCCCGCAACCCCCGCGUGCGAAAAGCCGCCGCCUCCCCGCUUGCAGCAGCAUUUGACAGGCAGGACAGCGCUGCCGGCAGCCCUGGUGCGGCGUCUCUGCAGCUGAUGGUGUCGGACGAGGCGGCCGCGGCAUCCGCCCUGGCCACGGCAGCGGCUGUCAUGGUCGCGGGGGUGGCCACCGCAGCCUCGGGGACGCCGCGGUCACGUGGGCGGAAGCAGGCCGAAGCAGCAGCCGCGGCAGCGGCGGCGGCUAGCACGCCAGCACGAGCCGCAAGGCCGCACGCGUUCGCAGAUGCCUCGGACUCUCCUUCAACGUCAGGGUCGCUGGAUGAGAAGGCUGUGGCAGGGCUUCCAACGGCGCAAGGCUCGCCCGCAAAGCGGCGAGGCCGCAAGGCUGCAGCCGCCGCAGCCGCAGCGCCGGGGUCGCCUGGGGGGCCAGUGCGACUGGCGCCGGCUGCACCUGCGGAACGGAAAACAGGCGAGGCGGUGCCAGCGGUGGGCGGUGCGACAGUGGAGAAGUCAGGCCCAGGAGGCGUGGCCGGCCCAGCCGUUGCCCUACCGCCGACCGCCAGCUUGCUUGCUCGUCCGAGCGGGGAGAAGAUUGACUGGCUGCACAUGUUUUGAAUGCGGGCGGGGGAUGCUCGACUUAGGUGGCAUCGGUCAACAGCUGCUCAUCAGGAUGCUGGCGGGUUUUGCAUUCUUUUGAUGACUAUGGGAAGGGCUUGGGCCCGUGCGUGUACGGUAUUCUUGCUAAGAAGUGGCGGAUCUCUGUGCCGUUUAUAGC
Molecule: messenger RNA, 3330 nt
Organism: Chlamydomonas reinhardtii
Lineage: Eukaryota; Viridiplantae; Chlorophyta; Chlorophyceae; Chlamydomonadales; Chlamydomonadaceae
Exons: 9
Coding region: 210-3170 (986 amino acids)
Biological process (GO): regulation of cytokinesis; mitotic spindle organization; protein phosphorylation
Cellular component (GO): chromosome passenger complex; spindle microtubule; spindle midzone
Molecular function (GO): protein kinase activity; ATP binding
Source: RefSeq, a predicted model, not a curated record